CGCGGUUCAAGCUUCAAGUCCAGUUUGCACCAAGGAUUGUAGUUCAAUGGUCACAACAAGAUCAGCCACUCGUGUAGUCCGCAAUGACUCCCCAAGAGUAAUGGUUUCAAAUCCAGAAAGGCUUGUCCUUCAAGCUAGUACUAGUGACGAGGAUUCAGAAGACCCUGAUAUUACUCCGCGCCACGUCAAGAAAAGAUCCAGGAAAAGCGUGGGCCACCGUGCCAAAACAAAGUUGAAGCGCCGUGGACGACUCGACCUAAUGCCUACCAUGAACUUGGAUAUUCUAUUUCAUAUACUCAGUUUUCUCCUUCCAGUGGACCUUUUGAAUCUAUCCCGAACCAGCAAGGACUUCCGAAAUUUAUUGCUGCAGCGAUCAUCCGCUUCUGCUUGGAAAACUGCCCGUCUCCAGGUUGAUGACCUUCCCGAUUGUCCCCAAGACAUGAGUGAACCACAGUAUGCAAAUCUUGUUUUUUACCCUCAUUGCCAUGAUUGCGACAGAGUUGUCCGAUCUGUUUUAUGGCCACUUCGGGCACGAUACUGCCCCAGAUGCAUCGGUGAAAACACUCUUGAUCAGUGGAGCCCACGAAGCAGCAUCCCAUGGACGGUAAAUAUCAAUUCAUAUGACUUACCACAUGCCAAUAUAUACGGAACGGGUCGACCCAAGCAACUGUUCCUCAAGAAGGCAUUUGAUGAACUGCUUGCCGAGCACUCGAAGACGCCAGCGGACGAGCUGGCAGCUUUGUCGUCUAAGAAGCGAAACUAUGCUGCUGAGGUUAUGAAACAUGCAGAGCAAUGUCAGCAGUGGUCACAGUCUGUCGCAAGUUCUCGCAAACAUGAACUUGACGCCAUUAGACGCGGUCGCCAGGACGAUAUUGUGAUUCGCCUUGCUGAAGCAGGCUACGAGCCUGAGUUGGACUAUGUGAGUAGAUUUUGGUUGCAAGAUCAUCUUGGGACAUCGUUCAAGGAACCAAAACCUCUUAAUCAAAAAUCGUGGGAUCGUAUGCGCCCAGGUUUGAUUACAGCGCUCGAUGAUGUCAGGAUCCGUCGCAUAGAAGCUAAAGUCUACGGUCCUCGGCGCCAGAUUCUGAUGGAUGAAUACAAGAAGUACCUCCAGCGCCCCCCUCCCCCGGACGCAGCAUUUGACAUGAUGCCACACGCUGUUGAUGUUGCAGAGUUCGACCCCUUCAAAGUUCUCAUCACGUCACCUGAAUCAGCCACAAUUACCGCGACUUCAUUCAUCUCUGCUUUUCAGCAGCUCCCGAAAUUCAUAUCCUCCUGGAGAGCCAAAAUCGAUUGCGAAUUUUUAGACCUGAUCCGUAGUCCACAAAGCGAGGACGAUAGUGGAAGACAGGAGGAUGCGGAUUGCCUGCAGCUGGCGACCGCUGUAUUUAUUGUUCAAUCUGGCAGUGACCGUCGUCUACUGAUGUAUCCCGAAGUGCUGUCGUGGCCUGGAUUUUUUGCCCCGGCAUCCAUCACACUGGAUGACGAGGUAUACCUUCUACAAGUGAAACAGUUCGGGUGCCGGAUGUGGUCCGCCGUCAGACAUCAUCCUCGGAUCAGUAUCUUCGAAGGAACUGCAGCUGUUGUUCAGGCCGCCAGUCUUGACCCGAAGACUACGCGUCGAGAGGACAUGGAUCGACUGGAUGCUCGCUUUGCAUGCGGAAAGUGUUCCACGCCGGGCAAAAAGGUGGUUAUGACAUGGGACAUGGCGGUGAUGCACAGCUAUCGCUUGCAUAGAGAUCUGCAACCUGAAGAGAUCCAGUGGACAAUGAUAGAGGGUGACGAGUUGGAAAAUGUCAAAGAUUAUGAGAAAGAAGGCAAACCUCCUGUGAAGGCAAAUGCUAUCGUGUAUUGCGCCUUGUGCCAGCAUCAUGUGCGCGAUGCCAUGUCACUUAUUUUCAUCCAGAAUCAUCUGGUUGAGAUUCAUGGGAUUCCCUCGGAUAAGGCAGAACAAGGCGCACACUACAUUCCUGACCGCAAUUCAACAUCUGUGAUUUCUAUGGUUGUGGACAGCGACGGCAAUGUAUCAAACCAUACUGAUCAUCGCUUAGUUCCGUCGUACUCCAGCGGUAUAGAAAUCCUUUACUGGAAGAGUCACAGUCACUUGGUGUAGUACAUAAUUCAUAUCCGCCUCAUACUCUACAAUCAUCGCUGAAUACUUAUUGUACAAGAUUAACUAUGAUCUGAACAUACUAUACUUUGUUGCUACUUUCUUCUGAAGGCUUGCAACCACCGGAAUCACCACAACAGCGCUUGGGAGCUGUACUGGGCUGCUGCAUGACAUUGGGGAUAGGUUGUUUUUCUGCGUUCGGUUCCUCCUGUCCACAACAGCGCUUGGGAGCUGUACUGGGCUGCUGCAUGACAUCGGGGAUAGGUUGUUUAUCUGCCCUCCGUUCCUCUUGUCCACAACAGC
Suillus subalutaceus is the source of this 2413-nucleotide messenger RNA. RefSeq lists its product as uncharacterized. Lineage: Eukaryota; Fungi; Basidiomycota; Agaricomycetes; Boletales; Suillaceae. Gene Ontology annotation, molecular function: protein binding. The transcript has 10 exons. The coding region runs from base 47 to 2113 and encodes 688 amino acids. The record is from RefSeq and is a predicted model, not a curated record.